UCACUCCCAGGCCCUGGCAUACAUGGAUGGACAGCUCUGGCAGUCUCAACUUCUCCUGGCAAGAGGUGCCUACAGAAAGGCAUAGCAAAAUUUCCAUCUGCUCCAGCCCCAGUGGCAAUCUCUCCAGCACCCAUGGUAAGCUGUUGCUUGGAGCUGAUGCCCCUCGCUCCUGUUUUCUAGGCUCUGGCUCUUUUUUUUCCCAGCUUGAUCCUGAAAACACCGGUUUCAUUGGUGUGGAGACCUUUGCCAGCCUGGUGCACAGCCAUGAGCUGCCCCUGGACCCUGCUAAGCUGGAGAUGCUGGUGGCUCUGGCACAAAGCAACGAUGAGGGGCAGAUCUGCUAUCAGGAGCUGGUAGACCUGAUCAGCAGUAAACGCUCCAGCAGCUUCAAGCGAGCCAUCGCCAAUGGGCAGAGGGCACUGCCCCGCGAUGUGCUGCUGGAUGAGACAGGCCUGGGCUUCUACAAGCGCUUUGUCCGCUACGUGGCCUAUGAGAUCCUGCCCUGUGAGAUGGACCGACGCUGGUACUUCUACCAGCAUCGCACCUGCCCCCCGCCCAUCUUCAUGGCAGCCGUCACGCUCACCCAGAUCAUCGUGUUUCUGUGCUAUGGGGCUCGGUUGAACAAGUGGGUGCUGCAGACGUACCACCCGGAGUACAUGAAGAGCCCGCUGGUCUAUCACCCAGGGCACCGAGCCCGUGCCUGGCGGUUCCUUACCUACAUGUUCAUGCACGUUGGGUUGGAACAGCUGGGAUUCAAUGCCCUCCUCCAGCUGAUGAUCGGGGUCCCCCUGGAGAUGGUCCAUGGUAUCUUGCGCAUCAGCUUCCUCUACCUAGCGGGAGUGCUGGCAGGCUCCCUGACUGUCUCCAUCACGGACAUGAGGGCCCCGCUGGUUGGAGGCUCAGGAGGCGUCUAUGCCCUCUGCUCUGCUCACCUGGCCAAUGUUGUCAUGAACUGGGCAGGGAUGCGUUGCCCCUACAAGCUGCUCCGGAUGGUCCUGGCCCUUGUGUGCAUGAGCUCAGAGGUGGGUCGAGCCGUCUGGCUCCGUUUCUCCCCUCCCCUGCCAGCCUCUGGCCCCCAACCCAGCUUCAUGGCUCACCUAGCAGGUGCCAUUGUGGGCAUCAGCAUGGGGCUGACCAUCCUGCGCAGCUAUGAGGAGAACCUGCAGGACCAGUGUGGCUGGUGGGUCGUGCUACUCUCUUAUGCCACCUUCCUCGUCUUCGCUGUCUUCUGGAACAUAUUUGCCUAUGACCUGCUGGGGGCACAGAUCCCACCACCGCCAUAGCCUCCCCUGGGUCUCCAGCAUCCUCCCCCGAAAGUGCCAAAACCCUGAUGACACGGGUGCCAGCCCCGUGCCCGGGGGCCUGCACUGGACCAGACGCGCGCUGGCUUUUCUAUCGAGGUGUUCUCGCAGCCAGAGACUGAACUUGAAAUCUUCCUAGGCCCCUGCCUGAGACUGGGAGGCAGCAGCUGUGUGAUGUGGAGCCCAGCGGACCCGGGCACUGGGCACUGGGCACCCUGCCCACGUGGCAGAGUGGGGCCCUUCACCAGAGGCCAGAUCGGCUGUGCAUGCACAUGCUGGGUGUGAGCGAGGGCAGUGUGCCCACCCCUGUGCAAACAUGUUUGCUGUGUGUGUUGUGCCACCCACCCCAGCAAGCAGGCCUGGCCCCCAAGCUGAGUGGGAGUGAGCAUGCAUGUUCCCUUAUGCCAGGGUGGCAGUGCCAGGGUGCUCAGUUGAAUGUACAGUUUUCAAGCUCCCUUCCCUCCCACAUCCCUCGCUGCUCAGUUCACUGAGUCUCCCUCAUAGGCUCAGGCAGGCCAGCUCCUCUGCUGUAGACAGCAGGAACACUGCAGGGACCCCAGUGAAAUACCACCCCAUAAGAAGAUGGUUCAGCCUCUCCUCUCUUUCCCUUACAUGCCGUAUGCAGACCCCUAACUGCAGAGUCCUCUCCAACCCCUGCUCUUCAGGGCUGGGCACAGGUGGGAGCAGCAUGGGGAAGGCCAGCAGCAGAACAGAGUGCCUCUGCCGUGUAGAGCACGGGGCCGUGCAGACCGGUGCAGGGACAACAGUACCAGGGAGUGGAGCCCUCAGGUUGGCCACAGGCUUCAGAGUAGGUCAGGGGGUUCCCAGCUAGGAGAAAUGCCUGCUUGUUUGUUCGUAGGAAACAGCCAUAGAAAAUUAAGGUCUGGUCUCUUAGCCAAGGGGCACCAAAAUGCUGUUCAGUUUGAUUUCCCCCUCCUUCCCCAGCCCACCUAGAUCUCCCUCAGCACCGAGUUCAGGGCUCAUCUUGAUAGCUACCCUGUUGGUAGGAGCCUGAGCCUCUGUCUCCUGACCAGAACUGCACCUGUUGUAUAUGAUGUCAAAUCAGUGUUUCCCCCUAUGCUAUCAGAGCUGAGAUCUGCACAACUCAUCUCAGCAGUGCCCCGAGUUUGGCUGUUUAGAUCACAAAGCCCAUGUGUCCCCAGAACUUCCAUAGCUGGCAUUUGACUCAGCCCAGAGCAUUACCUCUCUGAUGGCAUAUUGGCGUGGGCAGCAGGGAGGUCUCUUGCAAUGGGUUCUCAAUGCAAAUAGGGUGAGGAGCAGAGGGGAAAAGGCAGGACCCGCACCUGGAAUCUGAACCUUUUUGGAGUAUAAAUAAAUAUUUUGCACAC
Messenger RNA from Gavialis gangeticus (Gharial), 2650 nucleotides. RefSeq names its product rhomboid like 1 (gene RHBDL1). The transcript has 7 exons. Gene Ontology annotation, cellular component: membrane. Lineage: Eukaryota; Metazoa; Chordata; Crocodylia; Gavialidae. Gene Ontology annotation, molecular function: serine-type endopeptidase activity. Bases 27 to 1283 code for a protein of 418 amino acids. The record is from RefSeq and is a predicted model, not a curated record.